Rhagoletis pomonella (apple maggot) is the source of this 5989-nucleotide messenger RNA. It is a transcript of the gene Adcy8, whose product is annotated as adenylyl cyclase 78C. Gene Ontology annotation, molecular function: adenylate cyclase activity. The record is from RefSeq and is a predicted model, not a curated record. Gene Ontology annotation, cellular component: plasma membrane. Gene Ontology annotation, biological process: cAMP biosynthetic process; adenylate cyclase-activating G protein-coupled receptor signaling pathway; intracellular signal transduction. The transcript is spliced from 23 exons. NCBI's taxonomy places the organism in Eukaryota, Metazoa, Arthropoda, Insecta, Diptera, Tephritidae. The coding region runs from base 438 to 5897 and encodes 1819 amino acids.
UAUAGGAAAAUGCUGAAGUUGCUAAUCAAAAAAUCAACAGUUGGUUGCCAGACAAACUACAACAGUUGGUUGUGUUCCCUCGCAUUGACUUGCAUGCCGACAACAGUGGGUUUUUGUUUUCCCCUUUUAGCAGAAACACAACGCCUUUUUAACUCUAAUUCGCGCCAACACAAUACUUUAGUAAAUUCAAAGAAAAACAAAAACAAAAACAAAAAAAUGUGUGAAAACAAUAUGCAAAUUGUAGUCUUUAAUAUUUGUAUGAUAAUGAAGUGGAAAUUGUGAAAAAAAAUUUUUGAAAGCACAUCUUUAUUUCAAUUCGCAAAAUAUUAUUUUCGUAUGACUCAGCGACCAAUUGGCAAAUCACUAAAAGCGAUAAACGAAAAUUGUGGAAAAAUAAAGAAGUGUACAAAAUCCCAACGAAAUUCAGAUGGUCGCCAAUGAGCCGUAAUCAUCAUCGUCAUCAUCAUCAUCAUCAUCAUCAUAUCAUUACCGAGCAGCUUAUCCGCGCGCGCGUUUGUUCAGAGGAAGAACGCAAUAUGGACGAUAAAUUGAUGUGCGAUGAAGUGCAUUUGCGUACAUUAAGCCAGUCGCCGCUGGCGCUGCAACGCCAACAACAACGCAGACUAAGCAACCACAGCACGCGCAGUACAGCAACAAAAACCCUAACACCAAUACUGCGACGGCGCUGUUCAGGCGGAAAUGCUGUAACUAAGAGUAAUGAAUUCGAGCAACCACGUCCCCCGCUGGCGCAGCAAGAGAUACUCGACGACGAUGAACCCAAAUGUCAGCGGGUGCGUGUGGACAAACCCACAAAUAUGUCGCUGAACCUCGAUGUGACCGAUAAUGGCGAUAGCGGCGUGGGUGGCGACGAUGAAACUGAAGCAGAUGCCGAUGCCGAUGCCGAUGCCGAUGCCGAUGCAGAUUGUGGUCUCACUAAUCCGGCGGCACAAAUUGCGGACGACAACGAUGAAGCUGUGAAGGCUGAUGUGAGCGAUGAGGAUGUAAUUGACAGCAGCAUAUUGCGUGUGAAGCAAUUUCCCGAUAUGUCGAAAAUUCCACGACUUCCUGGCGAUGGCGCACAAAUGGAUGAUCAGCAGCCAGCCACUAACACCACAGCAAUAGCAUCGAAUUUGCGACGACCCGCAGCGGUUGCCGGACGUGGUGUGGGUGGUGGUGGUGGUGGUGGUGGUGGUGGUGGUGGUGGUAAGAAUACGCCGUGGCGUGUGCAAUCCGUACGCAUUGUUGAGCAGAGAAUGAAGUUGGGGCCGAAACGACGCACCGAAAGCUGCAGCAUAUUUGGCAGCACAAGCAAUUAUGAUUGUGAAGCAGAUGCUUGCAGUCCAACAGCUCAGCCCCGACCACUGACCAAUCAAACAUACUCGGCAUUCAAAAGCGCCAAUGUCGUUAAGGGCAUUCUCUGUCCAUCUCUGACAAAUUCAUUUAAGCAGCAUUCACUGGAGCGUUCUUAUCUUUUGUAUACGCAUCGUCAACGACAAAAGUCACUGAUCAUUGUAAAUCUGGUCGAUUUUAUGCUGAAAGUAACGCUUGCAACUAUUUGGUUCGUUAAGGAAGGAAAUGUCGAAGGCAAAGCGGGCAACGGUACUUACAACGCCCUAACGAAUAGCGAUUCAGAGGAUGUGAAAUUGUCAACGGCAAUUACCUGGUCCGUUUGCUGUAUUGUGGCCAAUGUAAGCAUUUGCUGUUUGGGCUUUUGGAGAUGCUUUGCCAACAACUAUUUGCACUGGGCAGCCGUAUGUACAUGGGUUUUAAUGAAUAUACAAGGUUUCGUUGGACAAGGUAUUGGCUUCACGUAUCGCGAAUACUUGGUCUGGUACAUCCUGUUCGUGAUAUUUGUGCCGUAUGCAAUGCUGCCGUUGCCAUUGAAAUGGUGUGUCGUCGGCGGUACCAUCACAGCUAGUUGUCAUCUGGCCGUAAUUACCAUAAUUAAAGUUAGACGGAAAGAACAAGCUGAUUGCAUUGUAUUUCAAAUAUUCGCCAACUUCAUUUUGUACACGGCAAUUAAUGUGGCUGGCAUGUACACCAAGUAUCUGACGGACCGUGGGCAGCGCCUUGCUUUCAUCGAAACACACAAAGCGAUGGAACAUAAAAAAGAGUCGGAAAAGGAAUUGCAACGAACACAAAGAUUGCUGGACUCAAUACUUCCGAAUAUAGUGAAUAAUCAAAUUCGCGCUGAGAUGUAUAAAGGCACAGAUCCCACUGUCGAAACGCAAUUUAAUAAACUCUAUGUGUAUCCGAUGGAUAAUGUUAGCAUACUGUUUGCUGAUAUUAAGGGUUUCACUGAACUGGCAAGUAAAACUUCCGCCCAACAGCUUGUCAAAAUUCUUAAUGAUCUGUUUGCUCGCUUUGAUCGUAUCGCCGAGGACAAUCACUGUUUGCGUGUGAAACUCUUGGGCGAUUGCUAUUAUUGUGUGUCACAGUUCGAGAGUGACAAUUGGAAGACCCGGCCGGAUCAUGCGGUAUGCAGUGUGGAGACUGGACUGCAUAUGAUAAAGGCCAUCAAGGAUGUGCGACUGCAUACGCAUGUUGAUCUGAAUAUGCGCAUUGGCAUUCAUAGCGGCUCAGUGAUGUGCGGCGUUUUGGGCAAUAAAAAAUGGCAUUUUGAUGUUUGGUCCAACGAUGUUAUUAUUGCCAAUCAUAUGGAAUCUGGCGGUAUUCCUGGACGCGUACACAUUUCGGAGGCCACAUUGAAGUGCCUCAACGAGGCCUACGAAGUGGAGCCCGGCAACGGUGGUAGUCGUGACAAUCACUUGAAAAUGCUGAACAUCAAAACGUAUCUGAUAAAACGCACUGAGCCAUUAAGACCGAAACGUCGCUUUGGCACGCGCAGCAGUCAACAUUUGGCCAACACCAUUUCAAGUGCGACAGCCGCGGGCGGCAGCGAUGCCAGCACCCCAACUGCCGUCACAACACCCGCCAGCAUCGCUUCCAAAUCCAUAUCCACCACAACUGGUGUGGAAGCGCAACAGCAACAGCCACAGCCACAACCACAUUUGCCCCCCAAUCCUCUACCGUCGCUCGCUGCGCUACAAAAGAAAAAUAUUUCGGUAAACUCAUUGCCAAAUGUAAUGGAGGGUGUUGCGUUGGGUAAUGGUGGACGUGCAGGUGAUGCCGUCAAUGGGCCUAGCAGCAUCGCAGGUGGCGGUAGUGAUGGCGCUGGUGGCAUUGGAGCUGGUGAUACAACUGGCUUGUCGACUGUUUCAUCGCCUACAACGCUGACUGCGCCUACAGUGGUCGAUCAACAGCCGCCGCUAAAAUUGAACGGCACUGCAGCGAGUGCACAGAACCUGACGAGCACAAUUGACCCGAAAGCAUUGAUUAUUGAGGAUGAACCGACCACUGAAUGGACGCCGGAAAUUCCAUUUAAAAAUCUUAACUCGCCGCAGGACGGCCUCAAUCGCAGCGAUUCGGUUUUAUGUGAUACCAAACAGGAACAUGGCCUUUCAAUGACGGCGUUGGAUGAAGAGAUUGAUGAUUUCAUAGAACAAAAUAUACAAAUUAACUCUAAUAAGGAGAUACGACGGGAGUACCUGAACACAUGGACUUUGAAGUUUAAAGAUCGCGGUCAAGAACAAAAGUUUUGUCAAUUACGCGAAGAUAUGUUUAGAUCGAAUAUGCUGUGCAUUUUUAUCAUCUGGCUGUUUAUUGUGAUGUGCCAAGUAAUUAUUAUACCACGUUGUACCAAAUUAAUUAUUUGCCUAGUGGUGGGCACAAUUUUCCUAACAUUUGCUUGCGUGCUAGUCAUGGCAGAAGAGUUCUCAAAUCUCCCACUCUACCUGAAACAAAAUUCUGCCAAACUUGUUCAUCAACGGCGGCGGCGUACAUUCUUCAUUUGCAUUGUCAUCGUAAUGAUGUCGGUGUUGAGUGCAAUUGGCUUGGUACUCUGUCCGGAUGCAACAUUCGCCUUUGACAGCACCGGCGACAAUAAAACCUCAACAUCCACUACACAGUUAACUAGUAACAACAACUCGGUUAGUGCUCUGUUGGCAAGCGGCAGUGAAAAGGAAAUCAAAUUAAAUGUUUACCUAUCGGCGACAAUACAUCACAACAUCACCAUCAAUGCUGCUAAUGGCACAAUUGUCGAUGCAUUCAUCACCGACAAUCUAACAGCAGCAGCACCAGCUGGCGAUCUUGUACGCCAAAGCAUUGUUAAUGCGCUCAAUUUAACACAAACACCUAUAAAUUUGCUGAAUGCAUCAGCCAACACACUCGAGUCCUUCGAACAAUCGCCACGCGGCAUUUUAAUGGCAACCGCCGCCGCCGCCGCCGCUGCUGCUACUGCUGCUGCUGCACCGCUAGUCAACGACACCGACACCGACACCGACACUGAAUCGGAAUCGGAAUCGGAACUGACUGAUGCAGCUCACUUGGAGCUCUACAACAGCAUCAACACUUUUAAUAGCACGGAUGAUACGGCGGUGCAUCGAAAUGUUUGUGCGCAUCCCGAGUAUAUAAUUUUCACCUGGGUGCUGUGUCUCGUUUCGCUGGCGACAGCGCUAAAGCUCUACUAUCUCAUUAAAACUUUACUCGCUAUGGCUAUGGUCGGCUGCUAUAUGAUCUUAAUAUUGACACUGUUCCAAGCGCUCUACUCGUCAUCAGCUGCGAGUUUCGAUUAUCUACGCAUGGCCAUGCCACUGGAUGUGCAGAUGCUUAUACUGCUGUGCUCGUUCUUGAUUAUGGUCGGCUAUCAUGCGCGUCUGGUAGAGGUCACUUCGCGUUUGGAUUUCAUUUGGAAGGAGCAAGCUGAGCGUGAAUUAAUGAAUAUGAAAUCGAAUCGUGCACUUAACGACACAUUAAUUAAGAAUAUUUUGCCAGAUCAUGUUGCCGCCUAUUAUCUCUCCGAUGAACACACUGACGAAUUGUAUUCGAAAAACCAUGCACUUUGUGGUGUUAUGUUUGCUUCUAUACCCAAUUUUCAGGAUUUCUAUUCGGAGGACAUCGACAAUGGCAAGGCAUGCAUACGGAUAUUGAAUGAGAUUAUAUGCGAUUUCGACGAACUCCUGGAGGAACCCCGCUUUGCGUCCAUAGAGAAAAUCAAGACUGUUGGCGCCACCUAUAUGGCCGCUUCCGGUCUAAAUUCAGCACAUUUGAAUGCACGCGGGGAGACAGCGGAAGACAGCGUUUGUGAUUUGGUUGAGUUUGCCUUUGCCAUGAAACAAAAAUUGGAGGAAAUCAACAAGGAAGCAUUCAACAACUUUCAGUUGCGCGUGGGCAUCUGUAGCGGUCCCUUGGUGAGCGGUGUGAUUGGCGCGCGCAAGCCCGUCUAUGACAUCUGGGGCAAUACGGUGAACGUGGCCUCACGUAUGGACUCCACCGGCGAGAAUUGGCGCAUACAAGUGCCUACCAAAACUUCAGAGCUGCUAAAAGGCAAGGGGUACACGUGUGUGAAACGCGGCGAGAUAAAUGUAAAGGGCAAAGGCCUAAUGGUCACGUACUUUGUGCAUCCUAGAGGCGCCAAUGAAAGUCAAUUAUCGUCACCGGUGCGACUGCCGGCGGGUGUGCCAUUAUCGCAGACGCCCAACUUACAACGCCAGACAUCGCAUCAUGGCUCCUUCAGCGCUGUGGUGUUCGGCAUGUUGCAGGCAUCGAAACGUAGCACAACCAUAGCAGGCACACCGACUGGCACUCCCUCACCGCAAAUAAGACGUGGUCGUCGUGGUAGUACCUUCAGUUCAGUGCGUCUAUCGCAAAAGUCUACCACCACCAACAAUCCGGUGAGGCGGAAUACAACACGAGUGCGUGGUCGCUCAUAUCGACAGAAGAAGAGCUCGUCCAACAACUCGAUAGUAACACAGACCAGUAAUUCGUACAUCUCGUCAUUUCGACGCAUCGAUCAGAUUGAGACGACGCUGUCCAAAAGUCACAAUGAUGCUUUAUAGCCAAUGCGCAAUUGGGUGUAAGUCGACGCACCAGCGCAAGGCGACCAAUUUUAAUUUACUACUAAAUACAACUAUGUGACACUUAUUUAUUA